Aspergillus heteromorphus CBS 117.55 is the source of this 738-nucleotide messenger RNA. Its product is annotated as FKBP-type peptidyl-prolyl cis-trans isomerase. The annotation marks the transcript as partial. Lineage: Eukaryota; Fungi; Ascomycota; Eurotiomycetes; Eurotiales; Aspergillaceae. The record is from RefSeq and is a predicted model, not a curated record. The transcript is spliced from 5 exons. Gene Ontology annotation, molecular function: peptidyl-prolyl cis-trans isomerase activity.
CAAUGGGCGUCACCAAGACCACUCUCUCCCCCGGCAACGGCACCCAGUUCCCCCAGAAGGGCGACGUCGUGUCCAUCCACUACACCGGUUGUCUGUUUGACGCCUCCAAGGCCGAUAGCCACAACAUGGGCAAGCAGUUCGACAGCUCCCGUACCCGCGGUCCUUUCAAGACCUCCAUCGGUACCGGCCGUGUCAUCAAGGGCUGGGACGAGGGUGUCCCCCAGAUGAGCGUCGGCGAGAAGGCCAUCCUGACCAUCUCCCCUGACUACGGCUACGGUAACCAGGGUUUCCCCGGUCUGAUCCCUGCUAACUCGACUCUUGUUUUCGAGGUCGAGCUCCUCGGCAUCAACUAAAUCCAACCAAGUCGAUUUGACCCGGCUUGGUAUGACUUGGCUUGACUUGAAUUGACUUGACUCGAUCAACUGAAAUUGAUUAAUUGACAUAUCAAUUAAUCGAUCGAUCGAUCGGUUCACUCACUUCCCUUGGAUUUCUCGGUUUGGUUGGAUUGGAUGGGAUCGGAUCUCUCUGUUAGCGGGAAAGGAAAAUGAACGGAUACGGAAACGAAAACGGUGGUGCGGAUCUUUGUCGGUUCAGUUCGUUUUAUCUAGAUCGGUUCGGUUCAGUCGAGUUGUAGUUUAGCUGUUGAAGCUCUCUCUCUCUCUCUCUUUCUCUCUCUUUCUUUCUCUCGCUCUCUCUUGUAGUAUUGGUUGACUGAUUGAUAAGAUCAUAGUACGUGAA